Messenger RNA from Rotaria socialis, 1158 nucleotides. The record is from the annotation of a GenBank genome assembly. Lineage: Eukaryota; Metazoa; Rotifera; Eurotatoria; Philodinida; Philodinidae.
AUGCCGCAACGUAUACGAGAACUCUUGGAAGAAGUCGGCGAUAAUCCUGUACUCAAAAUUCAACUUGGUCGUACAUCGGUUCUAGCUGUCUUGAUUCUUUUUCUUAAUCUCGCCAGUUCUUGGAAGUUUUCUGAUAAACAACUUGAACUUGGCUACGACGAAAUCUAUCAUAACUAUUUACUUAUUACUAUUCAGAACAAUAAGAAAACGAAUGUGUUACAGACAAUGGUUCAUAAUUCGAAAGACACUAUUCCCAGCACCGUUUACAAACUUGAAAAAGCUCAUCGUGUACGACUCAUGAAACCUGUCUUUCCAACUGAAUUCGUCGAUUUAUACGAUAUUCCACUUACACGUAAUAAAAUAUUUACGCUCAACCGAUUAAUUACGACAGCAUCGAAUAUAGACAAACAUUUUUAUACAUACGAUGCUGGCAAUAAUAAUAUGUGCCAAACAUUUGUAGAAAAUAUUGUUGAUAUCAACGGUUUAAUAGCCAAUAUAGUUGAUAAUGCGACACGAAUAGCUCUUAAACCACAGGAUGCUAAAGCCUUGGUUGCUACAUUAGGUAGUCGAAGUGAUAUCGUUAAACAUAUUACAGAUCUCGGUGGGAAACUUGAUAAAUGGGUGUUCGAUCGUAAAAUUAUAUGGAAGAAACCGGUGAAAAAAGAAUUUGCGCUUAUUGGUAACAUGCAAGUCAAAGUACUAGAUGAAACGAGCACAGAUAAUGCAGAUGAUUUACUAAGUAGCAGUUUUGAUAACGCUGCGCUGAAUGGAAUGGUAGAUACUAUCAUUGAAAAUACUGAUGAUGCAUUUAAUGCUGUACUUGCAAUGGAAGAAAAUGAAAAGAAAGCAAAACAAAAACGAUUAAUUAUUAUUAUCAUUAGUAUUCUAAUAGCUAUUGUGUUGAUUGGUGCUGCUGUAGCUGUUGGCUAUUUUAUAUGGCGAAAAAGAAAUAGUAUGUUGAACUUAUGUUCUAUGUGGUCUAGUAUAAAAAUUUUACAUACUUUAUUUCGACGAGAAAAUGCUAUUGGAAAUCGUUAUUCUGUAUUUUUUUGUUUUCUAGAUCAAUUUAAGAAAAAAGAUUUAAUUGAUGAUGUAAAUGAUAAAACCAAAAUUAGAUCAAGUAUAUCUGAAGCUACUCGUACAAACGUAGAUGCAUGA